GGGACGCGGAGACGCCAUUUUCGGCGGCGGGAGCAGCGGAGCCGGAGCUGGCUGGGCGGCGGCUGCGAGGAGGCGCCGUGGGACACAGCGCGCGUGGGCGGCCGAGGAUGCUGCGGGGCGGCCGCGCCGGCGCCCCUCGUUUGUGACCGCGGAGCCGCACCUGACGCGGCGAGGCGACAGCCCCGGCGGUCCCGCUCGGCGCACGCGCCCGCGGCCUCCCGGUGCUGACAGCGCGAGCGCGCGGCCCCGCGGGAGCAGCACGAAUGUAUGACAGCAUGUCCACAAUGGUGUACAUAAAGGAAGACAAGUUGGAGAAGCUUACACAGGAUGAAAUUAUUUCUAAGACAAAGCAAGUAAUUCAGGGCCUGGAGGCUCUGAAGAAUGAGCACAAUUCCAUUUUACAAAGUUUACUGGAGACACUGAAGUGUUUGAAGAAAGAUGACGAAAGUAAUCUGGUGGAAGAGAAAUCAAACAUGAUCCGAAAGUCACUGGAAAUGUUGGAGCUUGGCCUGAGCGAGGCACAGGUUAUGAUGGCUCUGUCAAAUCACCUGAAUGCCGUCGAGUCGGAGAAGCAGAAGCUGCGUGCACAGGUUCGUCGUCUGUGCCAGGAGAAUCAGUGGCUGCGGGAUGAAUUGGCCAACACGCAGCAGAAAUUGCAGAAGAGUGAGCAGUCUGUGGCUCAACUGGAGGAAGAAAAGAAGCAUCUGGAAUUCAUGAAUCAGCUAAAAAAAUACGAUGAUGACAUUUCUCCAUCAGAGGACAAAGACACUGAUUCCACCAAAGAACCUCUGGAUGACCUCUUCCCGAAUGACGAUGAUGACCCUGGUCAAGGAAUGCAGCAGCAGCAGAGCAGUGCAGCGGUGGCCGCCCAGCAGGGUGGCUACGAGAUCCCCGCGCGGCUGCGCACCCUGCACAACCUGGUCAUCCAGUACGCCUCGCAGGGGCGCUACGAGGUCGCCGUGCCCCUCUGCAAGCAGGCCCUGGAGGACCUGGAGAAGACCUCUGGCCAUGACCACCCGGACGUGGCCACCAUGCUGAACAUCUUGGCCUUGGUGUACAGAGACCAGAAUAAAUACAAAGAUGCAGCUAAUCUACUGAAUGAUGCCUUGGCCAUCCGUGAAAAAACUUUGGGCAAAGAUCAUCCUGCGGUGGCAGCAACUCUGAAUAACCUCGCAGUGCUUUACGGCAAAAGAGGAAAGUACAAAGAAGCUGAGCCGCUGUGUAAAAGAGCUCUGGAGAUCAGAGAAAAGGUUUUGGGAAAGGAUCACCCCGAUGUUGCCAAGCAGUUAAAUAACUUGGCCUUACUGUGCCAGAACCAGGGCAAGUACGAAGAAGUAGAAUAUUAUUAUCAAAGAGCCCUCGAGAUCUACCAAACCAAACUGGGGCCUGAUGACCCCAAUGUGGCCAAAACGAAAAAUAACCUGGCAUCCUGCUAUCUGAAGCAAGGAAAAUUCAAGCAGGCGGAAACACUGUACAAAGAGAUUCUCACUCGCGCACAUGAAAGGGAGUUUGGUUCUGUAGAUGAUGAAAAUAAACCCAUUUGGAUGCAUGCUGAGGAAAGAGAAGAAUGCAAAGGAAAGCAAAAGGAUGGGACUUCUUUUGGAGAGUAUGGUGGCUGGUACAAAGCCUGCAAAGUUGACAGUCCGACCGUUACAACUACUUUAAAAAACCUUGGGGCACUUUACAGACGUCAAGGCAAAUUUGAAGCUGCAGAAACUCUGGAAGAAGCAGCCAUGAGGUCACGCAAACAGAGAGUAGCUGAAGUGCUGAAUGACCCUGAGAACAUGGAGAAGCGGAGAAGCCGCGAGAGCCUCAGCGUGGAUGUGGUCAAGUACGAGAGCGGCCCUGACGGAGGGGAGGAAGUGAGUAUGAGCGUAGAGUGGAACGGGGAUGGCACUGGAUCUUUAAAACGCAGUGGUUCCUUUAGCAAACUCCGGGCUUCAAUUAGACGCAGCAGUGAGAAGCUGGUUAGGAAGCUGAAGGGAGGAGGUUCACGAGACAGUGAGCCAAAGGACCCUGGCAUGAAGCGUGCCAGUUCUCUGACUGUCCUUAACGUGAGUGGCACGGCGGCCGCAGACCAUUUCCAAGUAAGGAGCCCUGCCCCACUUACACCCUUUACAUGUUGGCUGGACCUUCCUCACCACUGCUGCCCUUUGAGCAGAGCCUGUGGACUGCCCCACUUACACCCUUUACAUGUUGGCUGGCCUUUCCCCACCGCUGCUACCCUUUCAGCAGAGCCUGUGGGCAUUUUAGUGUUCCUGAUUCAGGACACAUAGACACCAUAAAUGACACUUUCAUAGUCAGCAUGAACUUAACCAUCUGAAUUAUGGGAAUGUUGUGAACAUUCUCAGUGUACGAAUUAAUGAUCUUUACAAAUACGUUGAUUGACAAUUAAAAAUUAAAUAUUCUGAUAAAGUAAUAUCAAAACUUGGCCAGUUGUUAAUUUGUAUUAUUUGUAUGAUUUUAGCUUCUAGUAGUUUAUAACUAAUAUAAUGUCUAGCUAAGCUGUUCAGUGUUUUAAAACUAUUCAAAACUUCACUAAGUAGUCACUUUGACAAACAGUCUUUAGCACUUUGUCACCUGUCCAAGUCUCACACAGACCAGUCACCUUUGCGCUUAAAACUGUUGGCAUCCUGUUCUCCAUUACAAAUGGCCCUUUUAUUUUCCACGUGUGACUGUUGGGUGUGCCCAGGCCUCUGGCCCCUUCUGUGACCUGGCUGCUGUCCACCAGGACCAGGUGUCCUGGUCACCACACCUGUUGAUGCGGCAGCUUUCCCAGUCACCUCAGUCCCACCGGUAACCUAUUUGACGCACAGGGACAGUGACAGUGACAGUGACGGGCCGGCAGGAGUGCUGGCCUUCCCCUCACCCCCAGCACGCUGCGGGCGGCGGCUGUUCCCAGGAUGCUGUCAUCGGGCCUCUAGUUUAAAAGCUGCAGGGUGCUGGGAGGAUGCACUCCUGACGAUGACGAUCGAAGAAACUACUUUUGUUCUUAAAAGGUCUGGAGCUGACACAGUCCUUCUGCUCCCCUUCCUUGUGUUUUGCACACACACAUCUGAGCAUCAGGACUCUCGUGUGUUGAUGUGAGUUGUGCAGUUAUUGUUAGUGCCGAGACCACUGGAAGCUGGCGUCAUGUGAGGUACUGGUUGAGAAUAAUUUUUCCAUUUGUUUUUUCACGCAGGAACGAAAUAAUUGUCUGGCAGACUCCAGAGCUCUCAGUGCCAGCCACGCCGACCUGGCCCCCACGGGUCGAGGCAGAGCUAGAUUAACCCCCAAGGCUAAUGAGCGCUGAG
Delphinapterus leucas (beluga whale) is the source of this 3293-nucleotide messenger RNA. It is a transcript of the gene KLC1, whose product is annotated as kinesin light chain 1. NCBI's taxonomy places the organism in Eukaryota, Metazoa, Chordata, Mammalia, Artiodactyla, Monodontidae. Gene Ontology annotation, biological process: microtubule-based movement. Gene Ontology annotation, cellular component: kinesin complex; cytoplasm. Gene Ontology annotation, molecular function: kinesin binding. The record is from RefSeq and is a predicted model, not a curated record.